AUGGCUUCCUUUGGCUUCCUAGUACUACUGGUUAGUUUGAUGGUUACCGCUCACUGGUAUGUGUCUGCUUGUAUUGAUUGUGAAAAGUCUCCACCUCGAUUUGGUGCUAGAUGUUGUGAUCCACGCGAGAAGACACCGGUUGAAAACCUACCGGUGUACAAACCAUCAAUUGAGAAGCCACCGGUUUACAAACCAUCAGCAGAGAAACCACUAGUUGAUAAUCCUCCGGCUUACAAGAUACCAUUCGAACCCCCGUUUUACAAGCCAUCUAUAGAGAAACCUCAGGUGUAG
This is a messenger RNA of Medicago truncatula (barrel medic), 291 nucleotides long. Its product is annotated as repetitive proline-rich cell wall protein. Bases 1 to 291 code for a protein of 96 amino acids. The transcript has a single exon. NCBI's taxonomy places the organism in Eukaryota, Viridiplantae, Streptophyta, Magnoliopsida, Fabales, Fabaceae. The record is from RefSeq and is a predicted model, not a curated record.